Messenger RNA from Daphnia pulicaria, 1659 nucleotides. It is a transcript of the gene Acat1, whose product is annotated as acetyl-CoA acetyltransferase B, mitochondrial-like. The record is from RefSeq and is a predicted model, not a curated record. Gene Ontology annotation, molecular function: acetyl-CoA C-acetyltransferase activity. Lineage: Eukaryota; Metazoa; Arthropoda; Branchiopoda; Diplostraca; Daphniidae. The coding region runs from base 112 to 1623 and encodes 503 amino acids. Gene Ontology annotation, biological process: fatty acid beta-oxidation. The transcript is spliced from 9 exons.
GGUAAUCCGGCGGAGUUCGGGAAUUUGCUGUGCUGUGAUUCGUCGUUGGGAACCGAGCCAAAGCAGACGAAAUCAUCUGCUUUCGUCAACCAGUCAAUCCUCUACAUCGAUAUGGCGUUCGUAAACAGUAAAGUUUUCCAAUGCAGUAAGCGAUUGUAUUCGUCAACUGCAAAUCUAAACGAUGUAGUCAUUCUUGGUGCAGCACGAACUCCUAUGGGCGGCUUCAGAGGUGGUCUGAAAAGCAUAACAGCCCCACGAUUAGGUGCAAUUGCCAUUCAAGCUGCUGUCGAAAGAGCUGGUAUUGCUAAAGAAGAAAUCCAAGAGGUUUACAUGGGAAAUGUGUGCCAAGCCGGUGAAGGCCAAGCUCCUUCCAGACAAGCAACUCUGUUUGCUGGAUUAUCGAAAACAACACCAACAACUACAAUCAAUAAAGUAUGUGCUUCAGGUAUGAAGGCUAUCAUGUUUGCUGCACAAAACCUUCAAACUGGACAACAAAGUGUAAUGGUGGCUGGUGGAAUGGAAUCUCUCUCCAAUGUACCUUUCUUUCUCCCAAGAGGUGAAACACCUUAUGGAGGAAUCAAACUCAUAGAUGGAGUCUCUUUUGAUGGGCUGACAGAUGUCUACAACAAAAUCCACAUGGGCAAUUGCGCAGAAAAUACUGCCCAGAAGAUGUCUGUUACUCGUCAAGAUCAGGAUGCCUACGCUCUGCGUAGCUACCGCCUCAGCGCCGAGGCAUACAAAAACAACAUAAUGCAAAAGGAAAUAGUUGAAGUGCGUAUUCCUCAAAAGAAAGGUAAACCAGAUUUGGUCAUAUCUGAGGAUGAAGAAUACAAACGUGUUGAUGUGGAGAGAUUCUCGAAGCUGCCGACCGCGUUCCUUAAGGAAAACGGUACUCUUACUGCCGGCAAUUCUUCAGUUCUGAGUGACGGAGCAGCUGCUUGCGUUCUCGCCACGGCACAAGCGGCAGAACGUUUGGGAUCAAAGCCCCUUGCUAGAAUCGUCAGUUUUUCUGAUGCUGCAACUGACCCUAUUGAUUUCCCUAUUGCCCCCGGAUUUGCGAUACCAAUUGCUCUGAAACGUGCUGGGAUUCGAAAAGAAGAUGUUGCGUUGUGGGAAAUCAACGAAGCUUUUAGCGUGGUUGUGUUGGCCAAUAUGAAAAUGCUGGAUAUUGAUCCGGAACGAGUGAAUAUCCACGGUGGAGCCGUGAGUUUGGGUCAUCCUAUUGGUAUGUCGGGAUGUCGUAUUGUAAAUCAUUUGGUAUACGCGUUGAAGGCAGGAGAGUAUGGUGUAGCAAGCAUAUGCAAUGGUGGUGGAGGUGCAUCAACAAUAGUGAUCCAAAAAUUGGCGACAAAUGCGCCUCAAAAGUUACCUGUUCUUACUUUAUUCACGAAAUAUCCAUGCCCACUCUGCGACGAGGCGAAAAUUAUUCUAAUGAAAUCAAGUCUAUGGAAUCGGUUUAUUUGGCAAGAGGUGGACAUCCGUCUUCCGGAAAAUACUAAAUGGUUUGGACGAUAUCGCUACGAAAUACCUGUAUUUCAUUUAAACGGAAAAUUUUUGAUGAAACAUCGCGUAGAUUUAAAACUCUUGGAAGAAAAACUUGAUGCUGUGGAAGUAGAACUGUAAAUUGCAAUCUCUAAUGUUAUCUUCGUUUCUUGAAUA